ACCUGCAACACACAACGACUGCGGCAAGUAAAGGAGGUCGCUGCUUCUUCAGUAUUUCUUCUUUUAUGACUGGUUCAGCACAGCUUAUCUGUCCAUGAAGCCAAAGUUCAUAUGCUGUUGUCAAUACCAGGAUGUAUAAGGGGAAGAGGAAGGGACCAAAAGGGGUGGAAGAAAGUGUGUGCGCAAUAUUCUUGAAGGAACAAGGGAAGCCGUCUGACUCUAUGAUCGAAAGCAGUAGUCCUGGAUGGUCCUGAGGAAGUCUAUGAGACCUGGGGAUUUCCUGUGCUACUUCGCAGAAUGUGAUCUCCUCUGAGUUUCUCUGGUGAUCAAUCUCUUCAAACAAAGUUAAAAAACCAAAUGACAACAUACAGAAAAUGGUACAAAGAAAAAGACAGAAGAAUAAUUCUUCCACAGUGCUUUUACCCCCCAGGACCCUAGAAGAAGUAUCAACUCUUUUAUUGUGUCGUGCUACACAUCUGGAAAACCAAAAACUACUUCAGAAACUCUUCAUUUUGUGAGUGGCACCGAUACUCGUGUCCGCUUUUCUGAUGGCUUUUUAGGCUUGGACGUUCAAGUUGGAACACCAUCUAACAGCAGCUGAAUUCAGAAGGAAUGUAAGGGGCCAGGACUUGAGUUCUACGCCAUUGAUCUGAUUCUGUUUUUCUUUGAAGGGGAUGUUCUCUUGGUUUUGUCUGUUUCUCCCAGCACCUUAAACUACAGUGCUGAAGGUGAGUCACAAGCAUGUCAGGCACCAAUGUCACGAUGUGCAAAGAUCACAGUGCCAGCCACCGAUUGCACCUGGUUGGAUACAGCCUGAUCUUCACCGCAGGCUUGCUACUCAAUGUUGCAGCACUCUGGAUUUUCCUGUAUUACCUGAAACUCAAGUCGGUGGUGAGCAUCUACAUGUUAAACUUGGCUGCGAGUGACCUCCUUUUCACCAUAUCUUUGCCCUUCCGUAUUUAUUACUAUUCCAUGGGCGAGUGGCCUUUUGGAACCAUUCCUUGCCAGAUCUCUGGCUCUGUCUUCCAAAUAAACAUGUAUGGCAGCUGCCUCUUCCUAAUGUGCAUCAACCUGGACCGCUUUGUUGCUAUCGUCUAUCCUCUCCGUUGGCGACAUUUCCGACGCCCCAAAGUGGCUCGGCUGCUCUGCCUUGUGGUCUGGGUGCUUAUCCUGAUGGGCUCCGUUCCUGUCGCUGGUGUCCACAAAACAACUUCUUGUGUCAAAGAGAACCGGACCAUCACACUGUGUUUUGAAAGCUUCAGUGAUGGCCUGUGGCAGAAAGGACUCUUCCCCCUGGUUAUUCUGGCAGAGAUCCUCGGUUUUCUUCUGCCUCUGACUUCUGUGUCCUUCUGCUCAGUCCGAAUGUUUCAGAACCUGUGCCAGGCUGAUCGGAAGCAGAACCUGCGCCAGCAGAAAACAAUCCGCAUGCUUGUGGUCAACCUGGUCAUCUUUAUUAUCUGCUUUGUGCCCUAUAACAUUAUUCUGGCCGUCUAUGGGAUGAUCAAGGCCCACGUGAUCAAGACUGGAUCGCCAACACGCGAUUCUGUACGCCAAGCCCUCGUGGUCACUGUGCUGUUGGCCAGUAUGAAUUGCACUCUGGACCCUCUGAUCUAUUACUUCAACACUGAAGGUUUUCGAAAUACGUUAAAGAAGUUGAGAAAGGGGCAAGCGUGGGACUCAGAAACUGGAACCAUUCAGACCCGGAUAAUGGAAGGGAGGACCUACAAGGGAGCUCACACCAAGCCAGGAGCUAAACAGUUUCCAGUUCAGAUCCGCCCCUAUGAAGACUCGCCUUUUGUUUCCCCUAAAAUGUUUCUGAACAGUCCCAUUGAAGACUCUGAAAUAUAAAAAAUGGAUGGGCUCUCAGCUUGCUGACUUUCGGAAGGGAGGGAGGCUAACAGGCAUUGGAAAGUUACUCACUGGACAUUUCCAAAUGGUAAACGGAGUGAAAAUGUGGUGAGACCAAAAAACAAAAAAAGUAAAAGGAGAGUGGUUCCAAACUUUUGACAUUAGUUUCAAACUUUUCACAGUUUUAGGGAGAACUUUGUUUACUGUAUCAUACAGCUUCAUACUAAUGUGUGGCAUCAUUUAUGUUCAUGUUUAUGGCCAGGGCAAGCUCCCAUUUUGAUGCCUUAACUCAGUGGUUCUUAACCUGUGUUACUCAGGUGUUUUUGAACUGCAACUCCCAGAAACCCCAGCCAGCAGAGCU
Molecule: messenger RNA, 2209 nt
Organism: Pogona vitticeps (central bearded dragon)
Lineage: Eukaryota; Metazoa; Chordata; Lepidosauria; Squamata; Agamidae
Gene: LPAR5
Product: lysophosphatidic acid receptor 5
Biological process (GO): G protein-coupled receptor signaling pathway; behavioral response to pain
Cellular component (GO): membrane
Molecular function (GO): G protein-coupled receptor activity
Source: RefSeq, a predicted model, not a curated record